Messenger RNA from Lasiodiplodia theobromae, 4194 nucleotides. RefSeq names its product Transcription factor 3. The record is from RefSeq and is a predicted model, not a curated record. Gene Ontology annotation, molecular function: protein binding. Lineage: Eukaryota; Fungi; Ascomycota; Dothideomycetes; Botryosphaeriales; Botryosphaeriaceae. The transcript has 2 exons. Gene Ontology annotation, cellular component: endoplasmic reticulum; cytoplasm; plasma membrane. Bases 1 to 4194 code for a protein of 1397 amino acids.
AUGGCUGAGGAGCAGCAAACUUCCGUCCCAGCGGCGCUGAUGCCCAUAGGGAAGCCGCUCAGCCUGAUUCCCGUCAUCCUGAAAGAAGCCGCGCUCGACAGCCCGACCUUUCGCGCAACCGCCGUCCACUUUGGCGAACAGAUCGACAUCAUCGAGAAAUGGCUGGAGAACUACGUGAAGACGACUGGAAAGCUCGUCCAGGAGGUCUCGAACCUCGAGAACACUGUCAACGCCUUCAUCGCGCAUUCCGAACCGCCGUCGUACAUCUCCGAGGCCGUCAUGGACCACGACUACACCAUGCUCGCCGUCAAGCGCUACAGUGAGGGGUCUAGGGAGUUUUGGCAGGCAACGAUCAAGGGCAUGAAGAGGACCGACUUUACCAUCCUUGAACCCCUGAGAUCAUUCCUCCAGACCGAUCUCCGCGCCCUGAAGGACUUGCGCCGGACCCUCGACACCACCCAGAAGCAAUUCGACGGCCUGAUUGCGCGCUAUGCUGGGCGCAAGAAGUCGGAGGAGGCCUCGUCGCUGCGAGAGGAAGCCUUCCAGCUGCACGAGGCCAGGAAGGCAUACAUCAAGGCCGCCAUGGAUUUCUGCAUCAUGGCGCCGCAGAUCAGGACCGCGCUCGACAAGCUAUUGGUCAGAGUCUUCUCGGAGAGAUGGAAGGAGAUGAAGACGUUGAGGGAGUCGACGGAUAAGGUCUACACUCAAUACACCACUGAGAUGGAGCGCGUCAGAGGCUGGUCCAGGGAAAUGGAAAACAGCGAGAGAGUAUUCAAGCGAGAGCUCCACCUUGCCAGGAAGCAGCUUGAGGACAGCGCCGAGGUUGGCGUCCGGCCUUCGCGAGAGUUGGACGAUUACACGAUUUCGACCGUACCGUACAUUGGAUCGCACGGCGCCAUGCAAUCGCCCGCGAAGCCCGGCCCGGAGAGGUCGGAGAAGCAAGGUUGGCUGUUCGAGCGAACCAUUACGGGCAAGCCUGCGAGGACGGUUUGGGUGCGGAGAUGGUUCUUCCUGAGAAACGGAAUUUUUGGUUGGUUGGUUCACGGCGCACGUUCAGGUGCAGUGGAGGAGUCGGAGAAGGUUGGAGUGCUGCUCUGUGGCGUGCGUCCUGCAUUCCAGGAGGAACGCAGGUUCGCGUUUGAGGUGAAGACGAAAGACAAGACGAAUAUGUUGCAAGCUGAAAGCCAGGCCGAACUGAUGGAUUGGAUUGCUACCUUCGAAGUCGCGAAACGCAAAGCUUUGGAAGACCCCGCCAGCACAGGAUCCAGCGUCACCCCGUCCGCCGAUGCUGCGUUUGCCAUUAGUCCGCCUGUAGCCCCCGAAUUCGCCGCCCGCACCGGAGACCACAACCCUCAUGGAAGUGACGAACUUUCCCAACUCAAGCACGCAGACACCCUCCCGAUCUCCAGCCCCGAAAUAGGGAACCUUGCAACGCGUAGCAGCUUCGACGUCACCAAUAAACGGAAUUUCUCGGGUGAAAAGGACGGAGAAAGCAGCAGCCGUGACCACGCCGCCAGGAUUAUCCAGAAGCUCGACCUCCACAGGAGAACGACAGCGAAUCCCCAGCUCAGUAGUAUGCCUUCAUCGCCAAAUCCCUCGACAGGCAUCGCCGGUCUUAUUUCAGUCAGCCACAAUAUUCACAACUUACUCCCAGUAGCGCCUCCGUCUAGUUCGCCUAUGCUCUCAGCCGACGCCCGCGCUGCCACCAUGCCCAUCAGUUCCCUCGCGCCGCCGACGCUCGCUAACCCACCCGCUCCCACGAACCUAAGCAAGACGGCCGUGAUCAUCAGCGGCGAACGAGGAAUCGGUGUCGGCCGCCAAGACGGUGUCAUGCCUUCCGGACUCCUGGCCAAUCUCUGGGGAUCCACCAACUGGGGUUAUGUCAAUCGCUUCGAAAGAGGAGAGAUCAAAGCCACCAAGGCAAUCUCAGCCUCUCAGUCCUCAAGCCCCAUUACGCAUUCCGUGACCACUGCUGACAUUAGUGAUUCUGUCUCUGAUAUCGCCAAGGACGUUGCCACUCCCGGAACUUCGCCGCUGCCAGCUUCGACGCACCGAAAGACCCUCAGCGCUAGCAUGACCCCGGAAGCAUCUCUGACCAAACUCGAACUUCCUUCGCGCCCGUCUUCCUCUGCCGCUGUCGAUGAAUACCCAAGCUGGUACCCUCUGGCGCUGAGACCCCAAGAUGCUCAAUUCCGCCUGCUUUUCCCCAACGUACCUCUCGAUGAAAAGGUUGUUCUGGUCUUCAGGGCUACUUGGAACCCGAACGAACAGCAGGAGUUCCCUGGUCGCGUUUACGUCACAUCGUCAAGUGUUUACUUUUACAGCAACCAUCUCGGUCUCGUCCUCGUUACGGGCAUCGGCCUCAACGUGGUUGAUGAAAUUACUGGCGCUCCAGGGCGCGAUUGUGACUUCUUGUUCAUUCACAUGAAGGAAGGAGUUCGCGCAGACGACUACAGCCGUGUGACGGUCAAGGUCUUCCUUGAGCCCUUGAAGCUCCUUCAGCGACGUCUGAACUUCCUCGUGCGUAACUGCAACUCGGAUGAUCCGGAGAACUUGGAAGGCAUCAUCAAGACUCUUCUGAGGAUGGAAGGCAAUGGCGGCGAGAGUCCUAGUAUGGAGAGCUGGGACAACGUCUCUAACAUCGACACACCCAUCGAGGGCCCUAUGCGCCGUGAUACCCUGUCCAAAUCAGGUUUACGGAUUGACGGGGAUCUCUUCGCCAACACAAGCUCACUUACUCGGAAGCCCACAAGAUUCAAAUUGCCAUUGCAACCUGUAGUAUACAGACCGCAGGGCAUGGUGCAAGUCGCCACCGAGCGUGACUUCGACAUCAGCGCCAAGGCGCUUUUCCAUGUGAUGUUUGGCGACAAGAGUGCAGUAUUCCAAAUGCUCUUCCGUGAGCGUUGGCCUCAAACCAUUGCUCAAGGUCCAUGGACGCAGCAGGAGGGUGGUCUCCAACGACGCGAAUUUGAGUACCGCCAGACGCCCGAUUCUCCAGUAGUCAUUCGCGACUACCAGGUCAUUGAGGUGUUGAAUGACCACCUCUGCUACGUCGUCGCGGAUAAGAAGACACCUUGGUAUCUUCCCAACUCCAAAGACUUCGUCCUCAUUAGCAAGUUUGUCGUCACCCAUGUUGCAAAGUCACGUUGCAGGCUCGCAGUAUACACCAAGCUGGAGUGGACAAAUGAGCCAAAACUCAUCAGGAGCCUGCUUGAACGCCAGGCGCUUGAGGACUUGGAUCUCGAAGCGCAAGACCUUAUGGAUAUCAUUGCCGAACAAGUCAACCGACUCGGCAGAGCAAGUCGCACCCGCAAGGCCGUUCAAAUUUUCGGCUACAUCGGCCAGCAAAACCAGACGGUACAGAUCGCAGAGAUGCUCACGCCGGUCAAAGAGCGCCGGUUCAGAUUGCAGAGGAGGACACUCGGCAGCAUGUUCUUCGACCUCGGCCGCGCCAUGGCGGCCAACUGGAUCUCGACGGCUAUCACGGUCCUCACGGGCGUCAUUGCGGCCAUGGGCAAGAUCUUCACGGCGCACACGAUGCUCCUGGGGCUCCUCGCCUUCAGCGGCGGCAUGAACCUCCUGUGGAGCUACCGCGACACGUGGACGUGGUGGCAGGAGCGCAACGCGGGCAAGUUCAUGGCGCGCAUGGGCGUGCACCCGGACGUCGUCAUGAGCAAGGCCGUCUACCUCCGCGACAUCGACGAGAUCUUCGUCAACGACACCAUCGCCGCCGAUUUUGGCAUCGGCCUCGCCCACAACAGCGGUCACGAGAUGGAUGGCGGCAGCAGCAGCGAGGCCCUUCAGAAUAGCUGCCAGCACACCUUCUUCAGCUUGCUGAACAAUCCGGACUCGUCAGACUUCCAGCCCUACGUGAGCACGUUCGCGCCUCACAUCACGCCGUCGACUAGAGCGACGGGCACGCGCCUGCACCGCACCAGGCAGAACCUCGCGGCGUACAGGCAUGACUUGCUGGUUGCGAUGAGGUUGGUGAAUAGGGUAGAGCGGGAGGUGUUGCAGGCGGAGUGGGAGAAUUGGGUGUUGGAUGAGAAUGUUAGGUGUAAGCGUGUGGGCGAGAUGAUCAAGAAGAGGAAUCAGACUGAGGGAGGUAUCGAUUCGGUGAUGGAGUGGUGGGAGGGAUACUGUGGGGAUUGUGGGAAGGCGUUGGAGGGACUGGACGUUGUGGGCUUGAGAUGA